ACAGUCAUUAAGAGCAAACUGUACAUCGAAUCUAUGAAAGCACGAUGUACAUGCAAUCAAAGAAAGAACAGGAUAUGUGAAAUAAAUGAGAGGACAAUGACAUAUAAUCAAUGAGAACAGACUGUACAGCCAAUCAAUGGAAGAACAAUACACUGUACCUGCAAUCAAAGAGAGUACAAUGUUUAUGAUUUCAUUGAGAGCACAAUGUGCACACAGUCAAUCGGAACACAAUGCAUAUGCAAUUAAUGAGAGCACAAUGUACAUUCAAUCAAUGAGAGCACAAUGUACACACAAUCAAUUGAACACAAUGCAUAUGCACACAAUGAGAGCACAAUGUCCACACAAUCAAUUGAACACAAUGCAUAUGCAAUUAAUGAGAGCACAAUGAACAUUCAAUCAAUGAGAGCACAAUGUACAUACAGUCAAUUGAACACAAUGCAUAUGCAAUCAAUGAGAUCACAAUGUACACACAAUCAAUUGAACACAAUGCAUAUGCAAUCAAUGAGAGCACAAUGUCCACACAAUCAACUGAACACAAUGCAUAUGCAAUUAAUGAGAGCACAAUGAACAUUCAAUCAAUGAGAGCACAAUGUACAUACAGUCAAUUGAACACAAUGCAUAUGCAAUCAAUGAGAUCACAAUGUACACACAAUCAAUUGAACACAAUGUAUAUGCAGUCAAUGAGAGCACAAUGUACACACAAUCAAUUGAACACAAUGUAUGUGCAAUCAAUGAGAGCACAAUGAACUUACAAUCAAUUGAACUUAAUGAUAUGCAGCCAAUGAGCACAAUGUACACACAAUCGAUUGAACACAAUCUGACAAUGCAUAUGCAAUCAAUUAAGAGCACAAUAUACAUAUGAUUAAUAAGAGUAUAAUGUAAAUGCGACCAAUUAAAAAGCACAAUGUACAUAUCAUUUAUAAGAGUAUAAUGUAAAUGCGACCAAUGAGAGCACAGUGAACAUAAAAUCAAUGAAAGAAAAUACACAUUCAUUCAAUGUGAGUACAAUGUACAUAUUAUAAUCGAUGAACAGAAAAUGCACGUCCAAUUA
Messenger RNA from Owenia fusiformis, 1051 nucleotides. NCBI's taxonomy places the organism in Eukaryota, Metazoa, Annelida, Polychaeta, Sabellida, Oweniidae. The record is from the annotation of a GenBank genome assembly.